AUGUCGACCGUUCGGUUACCGUUCCUCUACCCGCAUUUAUUUCGGGCAGCCCGCUUCGGCGAGUCUUCAGCUCACGGAGCAAAGAUCCGAUGUCGCAAGUCUUCGAAUAAUAACCCGCGCAUGGUGGCAUUCUCAUCUUCCACUCCCUCAAGACAGGCUGUCUUUGAGAGGCAUGGUAAAGCCAUCGAGCCGUUGCCCGUCACGCCCGACGUUGUAAACCUCCCUGCGCCAGGCGCAGAUCCCGCGAAACUAUCGAGCUUCUCGAAUGCGGAGCCGCCUAGCAAGGAGGAUGCAAACAAGGGAAAGAAAGCAGCUCAAGAACAUCAAACGCCAGAGGAGAAAGUAGCAAAAGAACCCGGUGAUGCUGAGGUUCCUCCACCAGGGGCGUCUACAGUCUCCGCCUCCUUAUCUUCGAGUCCUCAGCAAGCUGCAACAGAGGCCAAGAUGCAAGAAAGCGGUCCGAUGGAAGCAGUGUUACAUAUGCCUCCUCCCGAAACAUAUCACCAUCCCCAUCUAUCAGCUUCCCCUUACGUUCAUCACUUCGACACUUACACUCUUGUGAAGCAGUUAGAGGAAGGUGGGUAUAGCACGGCGCAAGCUACUACAGUCAUGAAAGCUAUUAGAGGACUACUAGCUCAGAAUCUAGACGUUGCCCAAGAUGGACUAGUGAGCAAAAGCGACGUGGAUAAUGAGACGUAUUUGUUUCGCGCUGCGUGCUCGGAACUCAGUGCUGAGGUAAAGAACAAUAAGAGGGCUGCCGACGAAACAACACGUCAGCAGCGAACCCAGUUGCAGCACGAAGUUGAUAUUCUAAGCCAACGGAUGACCCAGGAUCUCAUGACACUAAAGGAUGAUGUCAAGGGCAUGUUCAACGACCGCCGGAUGAAUGUGAGAGAAGAACAGAGGACGAUGGAGAGCGUGAUCCAACAGCUCAACCUGAAAAUUAGCGUGACUCUCAACAGUGAUUCCAGAUCGGACAUUGAGGGGCUACGCUGGGUGCUAAUUCGGCGAUCCGUCUUGGGUAUAAUUUUCAUGGCGGUGUUAACUCUAGGGACUCUGCGAUACGCAACAUAUGUUAAACAUGAGAGGCGGAGGGAAGCAGAGGAAAAGGCUCGGCAUACUGAAAGACUCAGGAACAGUCUAGGAAGGGAAGAUCACGCCCCUCCUUUCGAUGCGGCGGAAAUUCUGGCGGCAAAUUAA
Daldinia childiae is the source of this 1200-nucleotide messenger RNA. RefSeq lists its product as uncharacterized. The transcript is spliced from 3 exons. Gene Ontology annotation, cellular component: mitochondrion. Bases 1 to 1200 code for a protein of 399 amino acids. The record is from RefSeq and is a predicted model, not a curated record. Lineage: Eukaryota; Fungi; Ascomycota; Sordariomycetes; Xylariales; Hypoxylaceae.